GGGACGGGGGAGGGGGGAGGACUUCUGCAGAGACAGCGCGCGAGGAAGAAGGGAUUUAUGAUGCAGAGUAGUUGAGCGCCUCACCUGUGAAGACUACUUUGUUUGUUUGUUGUUGUUGGUGUUGUUAUUUGGGCGACCUCCCAGGACUGAGUUCACUUUCUGCACAGAGACUUCAGCGUUUGUCCCACCGUCCACAAGAUGCAUAUGAAUAGCUUAAUAAAUCAGUGGACGGACAUCUCCAGGAUGUGUGAUGUCGACCUUUCCCCGGAGCCCACCAGUCCCACCCUCUACGGAGAGUCCUCAGACAAGUAUUACCAUGCGGACCGCUGGCAAAAGCUCCGCACCGCCGUACGCAAGCUGGAGUUCUGGGAGAACUUCACCGCCGAGCUGAUCGGGAGCGGCUUCUUCUCCAAGGUCUACAAGGUGAUGCACAACACCAGUCGCAAGGUGACGGUGGUGAAGAUUUACAAAAACGACGUUGACCAAGACAGCAUCGUGCGUGAGAUCAGCCUGCUGCAGAAACUCUCCCACCCCAACAUCGUCAGAUAUCUGGGAAUCUGUGUCAAAGAGGACAAACUAUAUCCGAUCUUAGAGUAUGUAAAUGGUGGCUGUCUGGAGGAGCUUCUGGCUAAGAAAGAUGUUCCCCUGUGCUGGAGAGAGAAGGUUGACCUGGCCUGUGAUAUAAGCAGAGGAAUGAUCUACCUGCACUACAAGAACAUUUACCACAGAGACCUUAACUCCAAGAACUGUCUCAUCCGGGUGACGUCUCGGGGUCGGGAGGCCCUGGUCACUGACUUCGGCCUGGCCAGGGAAGUGGUGGAGCUGCCAGUCAAGGACCCCGGCAGGAAGCUGUCACUGGUGGGCUCGGCCUUCUGGAUGGCCCCUGAGAUGCUCCGAGGAGAACUGUAUGACCGCAAGGUGGAUGUUUUCUCCUUUGGGAUCGUGCUGUGUGAGAUCCUGGCCCGGAUCUCUGCCGACCCCGAGAUACUACCCAGAACACAGGACUACGGGCUGGAUGUGGAGGAGUUCAGGCAGCUGGUGAACGACUGUCCGCAGCGUCUCCUGGAGUUAGCGGCCAGCUGCUGUUUGGUGGAGUCCUUCCGGCGGCCGGCGUUCGCCGAGCUGCUGGACGACCUGGGGGAAGUCGGCGAGAGUCUCGAGCCGCCGACCAAAUCCGAAGAGACCCCGAGCUGAUUUCGUCCGCCUCGUCUGAAAAGCCGUUGCACCCAUCCGCGGGCGGGCCGGCGAGUGUCCCGGGGAGUAUUUGGUCUCUGACCGGGUCAAGAAGCCGGACUGAGACCUCUAAAGGCCUCUGUGGCAUCAACCUCCCCUCCCUACUGCACCCCCGCUCCCACUCACACCGCGACCACGGCUGAACCCGUCUUCCUCCAGGCAGUGCGUCCUGCUAGGCGUGUUGUUUUCCUGGGGGCAGCAGAAGGUCUGACGGCCUCUCUCGGGUUCUUUGCUUUGACAUUUGCUGUUCACAUGAUUCGUAAUGUGAGUCGCAGGACUGUACGGCACGGUGUGUCUGUUUGUCCCACUCCACCUGAAGCGUCUUAUCCUCUCGUCCGUCUGCUCCGUGUGAGAGAGGGUUCGUUUGUGACCAACAAACACGUAAUCUUUUCCGCCUCUUCUAUUUGCUCUUAAAGACGUUGUUUCAUAAAAGGUGCGACACGCGAAAUACACAAAGACAUUUCAAGAGUUGAUCAGAAACCAAAAUUCAGUUUUUACAAUCACAAGUGUAGUUCAUGGUGUCACCAAACGUUAUUUAUUACAUGUGAUUAGAAUAUUAUCAUGUAUAAGUACAGUUUUUCAGGAAUAUAUUUACUCUGAGUAAUUUUUGAGUUAUUAAAGAACUAUAUACGUCUCGACAAAACAUGAAAAAGUGGUUGCUUUCGACAGUGAAAUGUAAACAUUAAUGUUCUCAUCACUUCUUUUCGUUUUGUCAUAUUUUUCUAACAUUAGUUUAAACUCCUUGUCUGCGAGUAAGUAUUUUAAUCUUAUUUUUUUACUUCUAGCUUUAUGAAUAUUGCUACCUAAUCUAGGAUUUACAGGGUCCAUAUUCGUUUGGUUUUACCAGUAUUUACUAUUCCAUAGUUUCUGUGGUGUCUGGGAUGUAUUCAGGCAGUUGCAAUGCAAACACCCCCAAAAGCCACAUUUGGUUUCUAGGUUAAGUGAUUCCACAAUUUGACUUGGAUCACAAAAAUGUACAAUACGGUUUUAAUUUUUUUUUAAUAUAAACAAAUUAAUAUUAUAACAUGGGAAAUGCACCUGUGGCGACUGUGGGUGAGUGGGGAGCACGGUCGUCCUCCAAUCAGAGGGUUGUGGGUUCGAUCCCAGGCCCGGCUAACCCGCAUGUCGUUGUGUCCUUGGGCAAGACCCAAACAUUGCUCCUGUAGGGUUUAUUGGGUGAAUGAUGUCGUGUAGUGUUAAAGUGCUUUGAGUGGUCAGAAAAGCGCUAUACAAGUACAGGCCAUUUACCAUUUACCACCUGAAACACAGACGUACCAGCAGCCGUUCACAUACAAAAGUAUAACAAGAACAAAUAUCAAUAAACUACAACAUUGUUUAGGUAUCUUCAUUUUCUCAGUGUAUAAAUAUUCAUCUGCAUUUAGAAGUACCUGUUUUACUUUUCACAUAUACUCACUGAACAUUAAUGGAACCGUUUUCAACUAAUCUCUUUAAAUAUAAUUAAAACUACCUGUGUGUA
This is a messenger RNA of Gasterosteus aculeatus aculeatus (three-spined stickleback), 2710 nucleotides long. Its product is annotated as dual specificity testis-specific protein kinase 1. The record is from RefSeq and is a predicted model, not a curated record. Gene Ontology annotation, cellular component: nucleus; cytoplasm. Lineage: Eukaryota; Metazoa; Chordata; Actinopteri; Perciformes; Gasterosteidae. Gene Ontology annotation, biological process: protein phosphorylation; actin cytoskeleton organization. Gene Ontology annotation, molecular function: ATP binding; protein serine/threonine kinase activity.